Messenger RNA from Papaver somniferum (opium poppy), 884 nucleotides. RefSeq names its product probable glutathione S-transferase. The coding region runs from base 90 to 755 and encodes 221 amino acids. The transcript has 2 exons. Lineage: Eukaryota; Viridiplantae; Streptophyta; Magnoliopsida; Ranunculales; Papaveraceae. The record is from RefSeq and is a predicted model, not a curated record. Gene Ontology annotation, cellular component: cytoplasm. Gene Ontology annotation, molecular function: glutathione transferase activity. Gene Ontology annotation, biological process: glutathione metabolic process.
ACUAUCCAAUGCAGCAGAACUUAUAACACACUAUCACAACCAGGACUCUAUUGGUUUAAAGGUGUAAGCUGUUGUAGUUCGAUCUUUUAAUGUCAAUGACAGAUGAAGUAGUUCUCUUGGAUUUCUGGCCAAGUUUGUUUGGAAUGAGAGUAAGAAUAGCUUUGGCUGAAAAGGGUAUCAAAUACGAUUACAAAGAAGAAAGUCUUCUAAACAAAAGUUCACUGCUUCUAGAGAUGAACCCUGUUCAUAAAGCGAUUCCUGUUUUGAUUCACAAUGGAAAACCGAUCUGCGAGUCCUUAAUAAUUCUUGAAUAUAUUGAUGAAGUCUGGAAACACAAAUAUCCGUUGUUACCAAGUGAUCCUUAUGAGAAAGCCACUGCAAGGCUCUGGGCUGAUUACAUCGACAAGAACGUGUAUGUAUUCGGGAAGAAGAUAUGGAUGACAAAAGGAGAUGAACAAGAGAAAUAUAAGAAAGAUCUCAUAGAAACUUUCAAAGUACUGGAAGGACAGCUCGGAGAGAAACCUUAUUUUGGUGGUGAAAAGAUGGGGUUUUUGGAUGUUGCUUUGAUUCCGUAUUACAGUUGGUUUUAUUCUUAUGAUAUAUGUGGGAAUUUCAGUAUUGAAGUUUUCUGUCCAAAGUUAGUAGCUUGGGCUAAGAAGUGUAUUCAAAAGGAGAGUGUCUCUAAGUCACUUCCGGAUCAAGAAAGGAUCUAUGGAUUUGUUCUUCGCCUUAAAAAGUUUUAUGGAGUUGAUUAACAAGGUAAUUAGAUCAUGUCGCGUGUGAGAUUUUCCCGGAAAUAAUUGAAUUAUGAUCCUUCUCAUUCUUAAGUUUACUUUCUUUUGUAAUCACUUGUUUCUGAAAUAUGAGGUGUUGUGUACUUUCUC